AUGCCGGAACUGGAAAUAAAAAGAAAAGCUGAAGAAUAUGCUGUGGUGCCGGCAAAGAAAACUCGACAUGAAAUAUCUGUUGUUGGCACGAGAGAAAAGGCUGUAGUAACCUCCUCGGUACCCAGAACAUCAAAUCUUUAUGCUCCUAUCAUGCUAUUAGAAGGACAUCAAGGCGAAAUUUUCACAGCAAAGUUUCAUCCUGAGGGCAAACAUUUAGCUUCGGCAGGUUUUGACAGACAGAUAUUGCUAUGGAAUGUGUAUGGACAGUGUGACAAUGUAAUGGUAAUGAAAGGUCACACGGGGGCUAUAAUGGAGUUAUGUUUUUCACCCGACGGUGCACACAUGUACACAUGUGCUACCGACAACACAGUGGCCGUAUGGGAUGUACCCACUGGUGUAAGAAUCAAGAAGUUAAAAGGACAUGCAAAUUUUGUCAAUUCUGUAUCAGGGGCGAGAAGGGGUCCAGAACUUUUGGUUUCGGCAUCAGAUGAUAGCACCAUAAAACUGUGGGAUGCAAGAAAACGUAACCCAAUAGCCUCGUUUGACAGUGAAUACCCCGUUACGGCGGUUUUGUUCAAUGACACGGCGGAGAAAAUCAUAUCUGGGGGAAUAGAUAAUGUUAUCAAAGUAUGGGACAUCCGGAACAAUCAGAUAUCAUACAAAAUUAAAGGACACACAGGACACUGUUUAUCGUUGUCCUACGAUGGAUCCUACUUACUCUCCAACUCGAGUGACUCCACUCUUCGUAUAUGGGAUGUUCGUCCGUUUGCUCCAUCUGAACGUUGUGUGAAACUCUUAUCGGGACCACUCACACAACUUCGAGAAGAACUUGCUGAGAUGUUGCUGGUCUCCGGAUGGCUCCAAGGUGGCGGCUGGGAUCUUUCAGAUCGUUUCUUGUAUGUAUGGGGACACUACAUCAAGACGAGUCCUCUACAAGCUUCCCGGGACACAAUGGUUCCGUCAAUGAUGUACAUUUCCACAGUCGUGAACCGAUAG
Danaus chrysippus (African queen) is the source of this 996-nucleotide messenger RNA. The record is from the annotation of a GenBank genome assembly. NCBI's taxonomy places the organism in Eukaryota, Metazoa, Arthropoda, Insecta, Lepidoptera, Nymphalidae.